AUGUCCACUAAUUCAGAAUCGAUAGAAUGGAUAGAACAAAGUAUAAAUAAAGAAGAUAUUAAUUAUUUUAAAUAUAUUGGAUUUAAUAAUAAAAUAGAGAUAGGUAGCGGAGGAUUCAGUAAGGUUUAUAGAGCGAAGUGGGAAAAUGAUACAUACGUUGCAUUAAAAUCAUUUCAUUUAGAUACUGUUAAAGAGAUUGUUAGAGAGUUUAAAUUACAUCGAAGAGUAGAUUUUCAUGAAAAUAUAAUACGGCUUUUAGGGAUCACUAAAGAUUCAGAAGGAGUGACGAUUAAUCCUUCUCCUGUUGAGCCAUCACAACAACCUAGUUUAGAUUCAAAUGAGAUUUCACUAUCAAAAAUAUAUAACCUCAUUCAUAAUUUGGAUCAAUUCGAUAUCAACGUUUUCAAUGAUUAUUACUUAAUGGAAGGAAAUUUGCCAGAUACGACAAAUUUGAGCUCAAAGGCAAGCCCAAGCAAUGGUUUGAAUGAAACCUUAAUAAGUAAUUCUAAAAUAAAUAAUAAGAUGGUAGAAGAAUUGGUGGAAUCGUUUAUUAAUACGACGAAUGAAGGGAAAUCUCGUGAUCAACGACGUUCUAUCCUCGAAGCUUACUUGACAGAUCAUGACGAUAUUUAA
This is a messenger RNA of Funneliformis caledonium, 633 nucleotides long. NCBI's taxonomy places the organism in Eukaryota, Fungi, Glomeromycota, Glomeromycetes, Glomerales, Glomeraceae. The record is from the annotation of a GenBank genome assembly.